ACAUAAAAAUUUUCACUUUUCACGUUUCCUUUCUAGAAAGAAAGUUAUAUGAUCGAUACCCUAAUCAUUGUUGAGUAAAAAAAAUGUCAGGACGUAAGAAGAACAAAAACAAAUUGUUAGAAAGAAGACCUCGACAUGUCCUCAGCAAAGAGCAAAAAUAUUAUCGGAAGAGAGACGAUGAAGGAUCCAACAAAGAUAACGAGGCAGAAGUCAACGAACAAUCGAUCAACUUCCCCGUGGCCAUGUGGGAUAUGGAGCAUUGCGAUCCCAAGAAAUGCUCUGGAAGAAAACUUGCAAGACACGGCUUGAUAAAGAUCCUACGACUAGGUGCACGAUUCCCAGGCUUGUGUCUUAUUCCAUUGGGUGAUAAGUGCGUGAGUCCGACGGAUUGUGAUAUUAUACGGGAGUACGGCUGCGCGGUUGUGGAUUGUAGUUGGGCGCGAUUGAACGACACUCCCUUCAACAGAAUGAAGACGUCUCAUCCUCGCAUACUGCCAUUCUUAGUCGCUGCAAAUCCAAUAAAUUAUGGAAAACCUUAUCAGCUGAGUUGUGUAGAGGCUAUAGCAGCUACUCUGAUUAUAACAGGAUUUCCGAACGAGGCCGAGCUUUAUCUCGGAAAAUUCUCAUGGGGACAUUCGUUCUUGGAGCUGAACAGCGAACUAUUGGAAAAGUACACUCUUUGCACAAGCAGCGAAGAAAUAAUUACGGCACAAGAAACGUACCUAAAGAAAGCCUGGCAGGAGAAAUUAGAUAGGCUUACGCUUCCUGAUUUUCCGGAAAACAAUACAGAAUCCGAAGAAGAGGAAGAAGAGAAAGACACAAAUACAGUCUUAAAAGUAACUGAGGGCCUAGGCAAUAUAAAAGUAUAAAGUAUAGUCCUUAAAGGUAGUUGACUUUUUAACGAAAUUCUUGAUUUUGAAUUUCCAACCAUUACGAUUUAAAAAUAUACAAUAAAUUUCUAAGACUUGUAAAAAGACAUAAUUGCCAAAUAUGAAAUGUAGAAGGAAUGUGUACAGAUUGGAAAAGACUUGGACUUAAAAAAUAUGUAAAAUCUGAGUAAUUCGUCAUAGAUAAAAUCACAUUUAAUGGCAAUUUGGCCAUCAAUCCGCCGAGUUUAUUUGAGACGGCCUAGUGUUGCCAGGUCUGUUCGAAAGUUAUGCCCAUAUGUUUCUCCAUAUUUUAAAUAUAAUUUGGAUAUUUCUUUGUAUUUUCCUCUCAUUUUUGUAAUCCCAAAAAAUCUCUCGAUGAAAAGAAAAAAAAUUCCUAAUUUAGAGGAAAAUCUCCCAAAUAAAACAGUAAGUCUGUUCGCGUUGCAUACACUUUUUGCACUUGGCAUCUUCGCUUUCUCUCUUUUCAACGUCCAAAUUCCUGUUUAAGGAGGUUCAUACACUACUUCCUAGUCAAUAGACAGUUUAUUCAUAAUA
Trachymyrmex cornetzi is the source of this 1424-nucleotide messenger RNA. Its product is annotated as ribosome biogenesis protein TSR3 homolog. The transcript is spliced from 4 exons. The record is from RefSeq and is a predicted model, not a curated record. Gene Ontology annotation, molecular function: rRNA small subunit aminocarboxypropyltransferase activity. Gene Ontology annotation, biological process: maturation of SSU-rRNA. Bases 84 to 869 code for a protein of 261 amino acids. NCBI's taxonomy places the organism in Eukaryota, Metazoa, Arthropoda, Insecta, Hymenoptera, Formicidae.